AUGAAUAAUAAAUUGCAAUGGGAGCUGGAAAGCUUCCAACACAAUUCAAAGUCAACUCAGUCUCUCAAACUCUCCUAUGAUUUAUUUCAAGAGUCAUCGCUUCUUGACUGGCAGCAUCGUCAAGUUCUAUCACGAGGAUUUAAGAACAUGGGAAACACGUGCUUCAUCAACUCAACCCUUCAGUGUCUUCUAUACACCCCGCCUCUUCAAAAUAUUAUUCUCUGUUUGGAUAAAUAAAAUAUCAAAAUUUACCGUAAGUAUCAUCAUUUUUAUUUUAAAUGUUCUAAAUUAAAUGAGAAAAAUAUAUCCACAGAUGUAAAAAAGUUUUUUGCACGCUUUGCUGCUUCAAGCGCUUAUUCAAAAGUUCAACGAGAAUUCCUGAUGAUUUUUUAAAAUACCUUCCGAGGUUUUCUCAGAGCUUUAGCUUAGGCAAGCAAGAAGACGCCCACGAGCUACUGCGGUUUUUAGUGGAAAGGAUGGAACGGAAUGUCGUAAGGCAAAUAUUUGGAGGUGUUUUAAGGAGUAAAGUUCAGUGCCUCAACUGUCACUUUGAAUCUGAAAUCUAUGAAAACUUUUUGGACAUUUCUUUGGAUUUGUCAGAUUCAGAUUUAGAAAGAUGUCUUGCCAAUUUCUGCAAAAAUGAGUUUUUAGAUGGCAUGAAUCUAUAUUUUUGUGCUCCUUGUGGAGUUCGAACUGUUGCAUGUAAGCAAUUUAUUAUAUUCUAUAAUUUAUCAUUACGUUUUAUACUUUAUUUAAUCAAAACUCAAUUUAUUUCUAUUUUUUGACUCUGAUUAUGCUAUAAUUGAUAAAAACACUAUAAUUAGAUAUAAAAUCCCCGCCAUUAAUUUUAACUCUCCAUUUAAAGCGGUUUACAAAUGAAGGGAAAAAAGACAUGACACAUGUCAAAUUCCCUGAAAAACUAAACUUUCAACCUUACCUGUUAAUGCCAGAGCAAUCUUAAUCUUGGCUAUCUAUAUCAUUUUAACGUCCACUAUCAGGCUGCUCGACCACAGCUAUCCCCAAAACCGCUUUGGCUAAAUUUCGUACCAUUCUCUUCGGGUCUGCCAAAGGUGUGACAACCUUGGACUUUUUUCAUCAAUGAGGACGCCAGUCUUGAAGUUUGGGCAUCGACGAUUCUUUCAGCUCAGGUACUUACUUGGGUUAGAUUGCCACCCUAAAGGUCCCAAUUUCCACCGCCUGGCGUAAGUGGUAUCUUAAGGAAAAUUUCAUUCCCUAACUCCCCCCCCCCCCUCCGUGAGCGAACAAAAAAAAUUUUGUUCGCUCACGGAGGGGGGUUAAUUUUUUUUUUUUAAAAAAAAUUUAUAUAUAAAUUUUAUAAAAAAUAUUUUUUUCGAAAUUUUAAAAAAAUCCUAAUUUGCAAAAAUUGGGAAGCAAAUAUUAAUUUAAUUUGCAAAAUUUAUGUUUUAAAACGCAAUUUGUUUAAAAUUAAACAGAAUUAGCUCUAGAUUUCAUUAUACUAAUUAUCACUUAUAUAUCAAAAUUUUUUUCCAUUAAAAUUUUUUCUAUUAAAAAAAUUUUUGUUCACUCACGGAGGGUGGGUUUUUGGUCAAAAAAUGGCGAUUUUUCUAAUGGUUUUGUUCGCUCACGGAGGGGGGGGGGAGUAAGUCAAUGAGUCCGAUAGGAAAAACAUCCCGGAUACAUAGCUGGGAUAAUUUAACAAGCGGAAGCCAAACCUUAUAAUUAAAUUAUUCAAGAAAUGAAUUGCGGUCGGAGACCAGAAAAUCGAGCAACGCCAUAUUUUAAUUAUAAUAUCAGAGCAAUCAAUCUACGAGCUUUAUGCAGUUUUAGUGCAUAUGGGAUAUUCAUCAAGGUCAGGGCAUUACUAUAGCUACAUUAAGGGCCCAAAUAACGAAUGAUAUAUAGCUAACGAUUUGUCAGUGCUUAAAGUCAAUUUGAAUAAGGUUCUUAAUGAUAGAUCAGCUUAUAUUUUAUUUUACAAAAAAUCGAAGGUUGAAGAUGUUGACUCAGAUGGAGCUGAUAUUUCAUUGGGAAAGAAAAAAGGAAGAUGCUUGGACUUUAAAGAGGAAAAAUUGAGGGAAAUCAAGAAAAUGAAAAUUCGAGGGGAUGGGAAAGAAAAUCGAAGGGUCAAGGGUUGCGAUGGUAAUAAGAUAUAA
This is a messenger RNA of Blepharisma stoltei, 2135 nucleotides long. The record is from the annotation of a GenBank genome assembly. NCBI's taxonomy places the organism in Eukaryota, Ciliophora, Heterotrichea, Heterotrichida, Blepharismidae.